Malassezia sympodialis ATCC 42132 is the source of this 558-nucleotide messenger RNA. RefSeq names its product 60S ribosomal protein uL6. Gene Ontology annotation, molecular function: rRNA binding; structural constituent of ribosome. The record is from RefSeq and is a predicted model, not a curated record. NCBI's taxonomy places the organism in Eukaryota, Fungi, Basidiomycota, Malasseziomycetes, Malasseziales, Malasseziaceae. Gene Ontology annotation, cellular component: ribosome; cytosolic large ribosomal subunit. Gene Ontology annotation, biological process: cytoplasmic translation.
AUGCUUACCAUCUACAAGGACCUGGAUCUCGAUAUUCCCGAGAACGUGACUGUCCAGAUUGACUCGCGUAUCAUUACUGUCAAGGGCCCUCGAGGUGAGCUGCAGAAGAACCUGCGCCACAUGGCCAUGGACAUCCGCCUUGUCACCGGCCCCAAGGGCUCUAAGCUCAAGUUCAUUGUUUGGCAUGGUGGCCGCAAGCACCUGGCUUGCCUCCGUACCGCCAAGGCUGCCGUGGCUAACAUGAUCAAGGGUGUUACUGUUGGCUUCCAGUACAAGAUGCGUGCUGUGUACGCCCAUUUCCCCAUCAACCUGAUCAUUGCUGGUGACAAGAAGAGCGUUGAGAUCCGGAACUUCCUGGGUGAAAAGCGCGUUCGCAAGGUCGUCAUGCAGGAGGGUGUGACUAUCACCGACGACAAGGCCCAGAAGGACCAGGUUCUCGUUGAGGGUAAUGACAUUGAUGCUGUCUCGCAGAGCGCUGCGCUGCUCCACGGUGUGACUCUAGUCCGGAACAAGGAUAUCCGCAAGUUGUACGUAUUCAUGCUUGGCAGAGAGAACUAA